Messenger RNA from Penaeus chinensis, 7425 nucleotides. Its product is annotated as coiled-coil domain-containing protein 186-like. Gene Ontology annotation, molecular function: small GTPase binding. The coding region runs from base 114 to 2981 and encodes 955 amino acids. The transcript is spliced from 16 exons. Gene Ontology annotation, biological process: vesicle cytoskeletal trafficking. Lineage: Eukaryota; Metazoa; Arthropoda; Malacostraca; Decapoda; Penaeidae. The record is from RefSeq and is a predicted model, not a curated record. Gene Ontology annotation, cellular component: trans-Golgi network.
GAGCUGUCAAGGGCCAUGGAAGACCCAGCUGAUUAAGGUCAUUUAUUUACACUUAUUACACGUCAGGUGAUCAACACCAGUCUAUAUGACUCCCACGGUAUCAAGCUUUAAUCAUGGAUGAGCAAAGGUCAGAGCAGAAUGCAGACUGUUUAGAUGGAGAAGGGGACAAAGGCUGCAUUAUGAACCACAGCUCAGAGUCUUCAGAACAAAAUGACUCAUCCUGUAGCAGAGAGACAGAGGUGUCUCCAAUUAAAUGCAAUGUUAAUAUACCAAACGAUAGUAUAGAUGGAAGCCCAAGUGAUAAUGCAUCUGAAGAUGUUGUUGAUAAGUGUAUAAGGGUGACUGUAGAACAAAAUGAUUCUUUUUGUUCAUUGAACAGUGAAGCCAGUGGUGUCUGCAAUGAUGAAAAUGGUUGUAUGAAUGAGAGGCAGGUUAAAACAUUGUUAGGAACUCCUACCAGAACAGAUUUUGGGAAAAAAGAGGGAUUAGAUACUGAAGAGAAAAAUACCAGUCUUAUGAUGUCAGAAAGUUUUCUGGGAGAUGAGAGUGUUGUGGAGUUUACUGUAGACAAUAAGGAUGAGGAUGAGUCCACAGAUGAGGAGGAACAAGUGGAUGUGUUACAGUGUACCAGUGAAAAUAUCAAAGAUGUGAGCAGUGAAACAGAAACUACCGAAGAAAAUAAAUCAUUAGAGUCAUUAAACAGUGAUGAAAAAUUGCCUCCAUUACACUUGCUACCUCAAGAGAUAAAGAAUGCCAGCCUUUUAACAGAGAUUGAGGAUCUCUUGACUACGACUGCCUGCAGUCCCGACUCAGGCUUUGAAGUCAGCAAAAUUGAUGUCUCUUCAACAUCUAAAGAGAACCUGAUGAAAAUGAUCUCCAGUCUCCUGGAUGAGUGUGACACCUUAAAGAAAGAGAAGACAAGAUUAGAAGGGGAAGUUGACAGGCUGGAAGCUGAUCAAUCGGCUCUUGUAUACACUCAUCAGAUUGAAACUCUGGAAAAGACACUUGCACAGGCUCAGGCAGAUGCAUGUAGCUGGCAGCAGCGACUGAAGGAAGCAGAAGAGAACUACCUGGCGGAGAACAUCAAGAUCCGCACAGACCUCACUGCCCGGUUGGAGCGAAUGACUAAGCAGUAUGAGGCUGCCAACAAGGACAAGGAGUCUAUGGUCAUAAAAUAUGCCACUUCAGAAAGAGAGGUUAUUGUUGCCAGACAACAGAAGGAGGCAGUGGAAAAGAAAAUGAGGGAGAUGGAAAAGGAAAGAGAACAGCUACUGGGUAAGAAUAAAAUGCUGAUUGGUGAAAGAGCACGAAUCUGCCAAACACUUGACACAAAGGUCCAGAAGAUCAACUCCUUCCAGCGUGAAGUUGAUAGGCUGAAGGAAGAAGUUAGUAGUCGGGAAGUGAAGAUCAAGUGGGCCCAGACCAAACUAAAAUCAGAAAUGGAUGGCCAUAAGGAAACACAAGCCAAGUUGGACCGAGCUCUUACUAAAAUUACAAAGCACGAGGAAGAGCUCAAGUCAAUUAAGGAUGAGGCAGAAAAGGUUGUUCGCAGCACCAGAGAUGAUGAAAACUCCAGAGCAAAUGUCCUAGACAAGCAAUUACAGGAAGAGAAAGCACGACUCAUCAUGGAACGACAGGUCUUUGAGGACAGAGGGUCGGCCUUUAACAAGGUUUCAGCAGAAUUAGAAUCACUGAAAGCAAAACAUUCAACACUAGUUGAGGAAGCAACUUCCCUAAGAUCAAAGGUAACAACAUAUGAGGCGGAAAGAGAAGAGAGCGAGAAGUUAUUCACGAGCCUCAGGCAAGAAGUGAGAAAUGCACGACAGGAGGCAGGAGACCUCAGCCUCCAGCUCUCUAACUCAGCACAUCUUCAGCAGCAGCUACAAAGAGAGCGGGAGCAGUUAGCUUCAGCAACACAAGAGAACGAAAGACUCCAAACAACCAACAAUGAGCUAGAGAGCGACCUACUCACCUGUCGCCAGAAGGAGGCUGAACUUUUAGCCUUCACACAAAAACUCACUGACAAGAAUGUACAAAUCCAGAGUCAGCUUUCUGCCCUGCAAUCCAAGACUCAGCUUUUGGAGCUUGAACAUGGGGAGUUGAAGUCAGAACUGGAGAACAUUAAGGCACAGAGGAACAAGAUCAAGACAGAUCUUACCAAAGAAAACGAAAUGCAGAAUGCUCAAGUGGAAGACUUAACGCGGCAGCUUGCAGAGAAGGUUGAGGAAUUGAAGCAGCUAACGACCAAGGCAUCAGACUUGGAGAACGAAAUUCAUGUCUUGAAGAAAAAGCACAAUAAUUCCCUGAAGGACAUCUCCCGAGAGAUGCAGAAACUCCGCAAGCGUCUGGAACUCCAUGAGAGUGGAAAUGGGAAUGGCCCGGGUGGCAAUGGUGGGGGAGCAAGUGGGAGGUCUUCGCAGUCUGUGACACCACACGAUACCCUGUCCCAGGGGUCACGGGCCUCCUCCAAUGCCUCCUUGAAUAACAUUGAGUAUCAGAGCACCAAUGGGAGCAGUCCACAGUCUCAGGAGAACCUUCCUUCACUGAAUGACCCCUUAGUAACACAGCAGCUCCUGGUCGACCGCAUCAUCAAACUGCAAAAGUCGGCAGCCAAAAAGGCAGAGAAGAUUGAGUUCCUUGAAGAACAUGUAGCACAGCUAGUCUCAGAGCUCAAGAAGAAGUCACGUAUUAUCCACCACUACAUUAUGAAAGAGGAGGCAGGAGCACUGGCCAACUCAGCGUCAGACACCUCCAAGGCGGAACUAAUGAAACACGGAGGGAUAAUGGCCUCAGUGUAUGGAUCAUCUGCGCGGGAUGACACAAUGACCCUCGACCUCUCCCUGGAGAUCAAUAGAAAACUCCAAGCUGUCCUAGAGGACACGCUGCUCAAGAAUAUCACACUUAAGGAUAACCUCAAUACCUUGGGUGAUGAAAUAGCCAAGAUCUCCCUCCAGAAGCAGCAGCUGGAAACUCGGAAAUAGGAGAGUUGUUGCACCUUUUUCUCAGCGUGAGAGCGAGGCAUAACUCCCAGUGUGUACUUAAGAAGAGUCUUAUAGGUCUUCUGAGGGAGAGUAGACUCAUAUGAAAUGUCUUUCUUUUAUUCUCUCUUUUUUCAAUUAUUUAUUUUUUGUUUUGAAGUGCAAGAUUGGUUCAGCAGGCCAUAGCCCUGUGACUGGCUCUUGCCAGAAAGUCUCUUAAGCACUGCCGUUUGUGCAUUCCUUGGUGUGUUUGUGUGCAUGGGUUUGAUGUGAAUCAUUGCUGGAGAAAUAAGGCAGCCAAAGAGAGGAAAGCUUCUUUUGUUUUUUCUCAAAAGGUCAGUAAGUUUUGAAAUAUUAUGAGUAAGAACUCAUUGUUCAGUUGUUACAGAUGUGCAUUAAGCUAUUGCAGUUUAAUGUAAGGUAGUGCAGAAAAUUUGUUUUUUUUAAUUAACAAUUUAUGAUAAAUCUUGGUUUUAACAGCAGUUCUUGCAUGGCAUUUCCACUUGAGAAGAAAACAGUCUUAACUCUACUGAUCCCCUUUGUUGCAUAUCUCAGCUCUUUUUCAUACUUAUAAGACGUUGUUUUAUUAAGGCUGGAACCCCCCUCUCCCCUCCUCCCUCUUGGUAUGAAGGAAAGUAACUUGACUACAUUUCUCAUAAUCAAGUCCAGUUGCUAGGUGCAAGCAGUUAGCUUAGACUUGUGUGUUUGUGUGUUUGUAGUAUGAAAGAUAUCUGAUUUGAGGAAAAUAAGAAUGAUCAGAUUUUAUACCAACACUCUAUGGUUUUCUCAACUCUGCUUAUUUCUUGUGGGGAAACUGCAACAUUAGUGCAGAGAAACUAGUGAUAAUAGGAAUACCACAAAUCUUUGUGGUGUAGUAGGAGAUUAUAAUCUGUAAACAGUAUUUAUUCUGAUUGCAAAAUAUAAAUUACCAUCUGAAUAAUCUGAAAAUUUGCAGUUGAUACCUGAUUAUUGUAAUUAAGUGUGUCUCUUGGAAAUACUUAUAACUGUUAUUAGGGUGAAUGCUGACAUUGUAGGUAAAACAAUAGUGAGGUGUUCAUAAUUUUAUUGAAUAUUUUUUCUUUUAUCUAUAUUUUUAAAAAGAAGUUGUAAUAAGGAAAAGUCAAAAUAUCUGUUUAAUUGUAUGCCAUUGGUAUGUAUUUUUGUGCUGUUUUAUUGACUAUUCUUUUUUCACUUCUCCUUAACCUUCCUCCUCGAUUUCUUCUAAAUCUUCACAUUCUACUUCUCUGUUACUUUUUAAUGUGACUGCCUCAUUUACAUUCUGCUUUAAGGAUAUGAGUGCAUAAAGAUCAAAUUAACAGUAUUGGAUUAGGCCUUAAAUAGACUUUUAUGGUUUGAGGAAGUGUCUUAUCAUAGAAUAUAUUUUUUAAGAAGUUGAGCAAAUCUUAAAAAAAUAAUGAGUAGUUCAGUGUUUCAUUCCCUAGAGUAGGUACCAUAAUAAGAUUACGUGAUCUUAUUGUUCCACCAGUUUUAUUCCGGUCAGAGCAUUCUGAUGUUGAGUUUAGAUCUUCGAGUAAGAAUAUUUGGAACAUGAAUAUAUUUCCUAAUCAUAGUAGUGCUAAGGCAGGUAGGGCUAAUGCGGCAUAUAAUUCUUGUAAUUCAACAGCAUUAUAAACAUAUCUAAAUUGUUAGAUAGAUGUGGAUCCAGUUAGUUAUUUACAGUUUUUUUCUUUUUGUAAUAUAUUUUAAAAAUAUUUUUUAGGUAUGUCUGCGUUUAUCAUAAGUGAAGUUGAAAUUGUAUGAUAAAUCAGUGCUCCAAAUAUACAUUUCAUAGCAUUCUAGGACCUAAUUCCUUUCUUGACUGUUACUUGUCUCUCAUUAUCAUGUCUCUGAGUUUUGGCAUCUGGUUGCUAAAUGCUCAGAAACAGCCUUGAGUCUUUUGCUGCCUUCAGUACACUCGCAUAUCAUUAGAAGUUUGGUGAGGUGCAAUCUACGCUGAUUUGCAUGCGAUUUCAGUAGUCCCUCUUGUUUUGAUGAUUUGGGGAAAUGCUUCUUUUUCAUACAUCAGUAAUGGACUAAUGCAAAUACUCUAAAAAACUAAUGUAGACCUACUUUUCCCUCAUCUCCUUUCAUGGAAUUCUUUCUUUGUUACUAAUAUAAGACAUGUACUUGAUACUGAGAUAGCGUAACUGGUUUCAGGGAAAAACUACUUUUUAUUGUGCAUCAUAAUAAAGGGGAUGUUUUAAGGGAUAAUCCACCAAACAUAAAAGUAUGAAUAAGUUCAAUGUGUUGACUUCUUUUCAAGGAAAUAAUUAGAACAAGAGUUGGCAUCAACAUGUACAGAAUAUAUAUACAUAUACUUUCUAUUUCCCAUAUUUGCAAUGAGGAUUUUUAAAUGCUUUCCCUGUAAAGAGGAGAAAAGAGAACAAAUGGAAUAUGUGAAAUAUAUCCUAUGUACAGAAAAACCUUAUAUUUAGAGCCUGAUAUCUUGAACUCUUUAAAGGACUGCAUUUUCUUUCCUUUAUUGUCCAUGCAAAGACUUUGCCUCAGUUAGCCUUAAAAUGGUUAUUAUUUUAGCUGUCUUUGGUACAGGUAAUAAUAAUUGCAAUUGGAUUUUUACAUAGUCAAAAUCCAAUUUUCCUUUGGCUUUUCAAAUUAAUUCAUGAAAAUUCUCUUUCCAUCCCUUAAGUAUACUUUUUCUUUAUUUCUUUUGCUAUUUAACUUAUUUUUUGUUUUGGCAGAAUCAAGUAAGAACAUUGUCAUUAUUUUGAUUAACUAUUGAUAACAAACAGUAGGCUUUGUAAGGUUUCUCAACAUCUCCAAAAAUGCAGUAGACUACUCAGGUCGUUAAUUCACCUAGCUGGCCCACCUGCCUGUUCUCAGUGUAAGUUGUAUUUCCUGGGGAUCUGGCUCUUGAUUCAUAUUGAUUCUGUGAAUUCAAUAUAAAGUACAACAUCUAAUGUGUUUCAUGCAGUAUAACUUUAUUUGGGUCAUUAUAGAUUUUUUUUUUUUCUUUAAUUCAUAAUCUUUAACUUUGGGAUCCUAAGAAAGUUAUCCCUCUUUCCUUCAAGACGACACCAAAAACUAAAUUAACUGAAUCAUAAGAAUGAACAGUUGCAGAAUACUUUAUCUUGCAAGCUGUUAUCUUUUGUAAUAAAAGAAUAAUAGUUAGUAUUGAAGAUUACAAAUUUGUAAUAAAAAAAAAAAGCUUCAAUAUGUGAGAUAUAUCCUUACAUACCUGUUGUGCAAUGAUUCAUUAUGAAUCAAAUUGCUUUCUUGAAAUUAAUAAGUUAUUUUGUUUUAGUCAAUGUGUAUUCAAAAAAUCCCAGUGAAAGUAAUUUAAGUAAUUCACUGCAGUAUUCAAUGAUUCUUUUCUCAGAAUGCUGGCAAGAAAACCCAUUAUUUUUUAAAUAUGAUACCUAAUUUGGUAUUUUUUUGUUGAAAGGACUAGUAAUGUAUUUUAUUAUGUUCCAUAAAUGACUUGUGUAGAUUCUGGAAAUUACUUCUGUAUUUAGUUGUGGUUGAUUUUCAGGGAAAAAAGAAGAUAAAGAUUAGUUUGGUUAUACGUCAGCCUACCGAAACUCGUCAAAUUGGGCACAUUCCAUUCCAGUCCAACAUGUAAAUAUUUCCCAUUAUUCCUUUUAUCCUGCCUUCCAACGAGAAUGUUGCAAGAUGUUAUCUUACUUCUGUAAAGAUUUAGUUUGUUUAUUCUGUUAUUUCUUUCUUUGUCAUCUGUUCUGUCUUGUCUGUCCUGAAGGCUGUGAUGUACUUACGUAUUAUCAACAUGGGAUUGGAUAUUCGGGUUGAUAAUUAAUUUCUCAUUCUUUCUCAGUAUGAUAUCAGAUUUCCUCGUGUUAUAUGGAUCAACAAGGAAAUCUGUUACGUGCUACAACAAACUGUAUUGAUGAACAAAUUUCCGAAGUCAUUCUCUUUUUCUGCGUUGAUUUCCUCCUUUGAAUUAUGAUUUAUGAUUUGAAGGAAUAGCUUAGGUUUCACAAGUGCAGGAAUGGUUGUGUACAGGCAUAACUCCUCAGUUAAUAUAUACAGCACAGUGUAUAUUGUUUGGAUCUUAAUUCAUCUGGUCACUUCCGGAAACAUUAUAUUGCAUAUUUUCAUCUUAAUUUAUAGCAACAGAAGCCAGCUUUCUUUGUAUGACUAAGCAAUUUGAAGGCUUAUGUUUUUUUAUCCGUAGCAGGAAAAUAGGAGUUUUCUUUUAUAAUCACAUGCCAAUAAUCUCUGUCUGGUUGAUGUGCAGAGGGAGUGCAAAUUGAGUUCAAAAGUGAAAUACAAAAUUGAAUUAUAUAUUUUUCCUCUUCCCUAAAUAUUGCUCUGUAAAUUAGAAACCAAAAUCUUUGGCCCCAAAAACUUAUGUAUAUGAAUGUAAAAAUAAUUUUAAUAAUGCUAAUGAAAAGUAAAUAAAAUAUUUAAAGUGUACAGUGUUGUCUAAGACUGCACAGUUGUUAUAAUAAAAUAAAUCUGUGUUUUAAUA